Truncatella angustata is the source of this 465-nucleotide messenger RNA. RefSeq lists its product as uncharacterized. The transcript has a single exon. Lineage: Eukaryota; Fungi; Ascomycota; Sordariomycetes; Amphisphaeriales; Sporocadaceae. The coding region runs from base 1 to 465 and encodes 154 amino acids. The record is from RefSeq and is a predicted model, not a curated record.
AUGCCGAAAGCCAUCAGUCAAUUUCAUUACAUCAGGAGAUAUUCUCAUAACACAACAAGAGCAAAUAGUGUCAUAGAAACGGCGUGCAAGGUUUUGUCAAAUCAUAAUAACAUACUUAACAUUACUUCAUGUGCCAAGACAUUGCGGCCGACAUCUUGUGCACUAGGACAGAGCAUAAAUCGUAUGUACGACUCUUCCCCUGGAUUUGCCGUUUCCGGCAGUCCAGCGGUAUUGGCAUCAUUUCUCGAAUCCGCAAUGCUCAGGCAACCACUUCGCCUGAAGGAUUGCGAUUGCGAGGAUAGCUUCGGCCCCCAAGCGACGGAGAACGUGUUAGCACUCGCUGACCAGCAUUGGGAUCUUGAAGUGUUCCGCCUCCUAAGGAUCCGAGGGGCCACACUUGCGGCCGCGUACUUGCGAAGACCGGUAAUUGGUGGUCUGGGUGGGACGUGGAACCGGAAAACGUGA